UUCUUACCCAUAAUGCUUUGUGGGGACGUUGACAAGUGGAUCCAAGAUGGCGUAGAAAGUAAUGACAGAAAUUAUAAAGAGAUCUGAUGGGCUAUUUGGGUGAUACCCAGUGCAGUGAACUGCAGGAUUUUUGUCCCUGAGUCAUGGAAGACAGAAGAGCCGAAAAGUCAUGUGAAGAAGCAUGUGAGUCACUGAAGAGGCAGGACUAUGACAUGGCCCUCCAGCACUGCACAGAGGCCCUGCUUUCUCUUGGCCAGUACUCCAUGGCAGACUUCGCAGGGCCAUGUCCCUUGGAGAUAGAGCGCAUCAAAAUCGAGAGUCUUCUUUACAGAAUUGCCUCAUUCUUGCAACUGAAAAACUACGGGCAAGCUGAUGAAGAUUGUAGGCAUGGUAUGUGUAAAAGACGGACAGCUACAAGUAGUGUUCUCUCUGGAUGUCAUGUGGAAGACUUAGAUGAAGGGUCUUGUAACGGUUGGCAUUUUCGGCCGCCACCCAGGGGAAUCACAAGCAGCGAGGAAUAUACUUUGUGUAAAAGGUUUUUAGAGCAAGGAAUUUGUAGGUAUGGUGCACAGUGUACUUCAGCACAUUCCCAGGAAGAAUUAGCAGAGUGGCAGAAAAGAUACGCCUCACGGUUAAUAAAACUGAAGCAGCAAAAUGAGAAUAAACAGCUCUCAGGCAGCUACAUGGAAACCUUGAUUGAAAAGUGGAUGAGCUCAUUGUCUCCUGAGAAAGUGCUCAGUGAGUGCAUAGAGGGAGUUGAGGUGGAGCAUAGCCCUGACCUGUCGGUCACCGUCAACACCAAAAAAUCCCACCAGACAUGGACCUUUGCUCUGACCUGUAAGCCUGCAAGAAUGCUGUAUCGGGUAGCAUUGCUUUAUGAUGCUCAUCGUCCUCAUUUUAGUAUCAUUGCCAUAUCUGCCGGAGAUAGUACUACCCAGGUAUCACAAGAAGUCCCCGAAAACUGUCAAGAAUGGAUAGGAGGAAAGAUGGCCCAAAAUGGAUUAGAUCAUUACGUGUAUAAAGUCGGGAUAGCAUUUAACACAGAAAUAUUUGGAACUUUUCGCCAAACCAUAGUUUUCGACUUUGGAUUGGAGCCAGUACUCAUGCAAAGAGUAAUGAUUGAUGCAGCUUCUACAGAAGAUCUUGAGUACCUGAUGCAUGCAAAGCAGCAACUGGUGACCACAGCCAAGCGCUGGGAUGCUUCCUCUAAGACUAUCGUAGAUUUCGAACCUAAUGAAACUACUGAUUUGGAGAAGAGCCUUCUGAUCAGAUACCAAAUUCCUCUUUCUGCUGACCAGCUGUUUACACAGUCCGUUUUAGACAAAUCAUUGACCAAGGCAAACUAUCAGUCACGGUUGCACGACCUGCUUUAUAUUGAGGAGAUAGCCCAGUAUAAAGAAGUCAGCAAGUUCAACCUUAAAGUACAAUUGCAGAUUUUAGCAAGCUUCAUGCUCACUAGAGUUUCUGGGGGUGCAAAGUAUGCUCAGAAUGGACAACUUUUUGGUCGUUUUAAGCUUACUGAAACCCUUUCUGAAGAUACUUUGGCUGGACGACUGGUGAUGACCAAAGUCAAUGCUGUUUAUUUAUUACCAGUCCCUAAAGAGAAGCUAGUACAGAACCAGGGAACCAAAGAGAAGGUUUAUGAAGCUACUAUUGAAGAAAAAACAAAAGAUUAUAUAUUUUUAAGGAUAUCCAGGGAAUGCUGUGAAGAGCUUAAUCUUCGGCCUGACUGUGACACACAGGUUGAACUUCAGUUUCAGUUGAAUCGACUACCCCUCUGUGAAAUGCAUUAUGCACUAGACAGAAUUAAGGACAAUGAUGUUUUGUUUCCAGACAUCAGUAUGACUCCUACCAUACCUUGGAGUCCCAACAGACAGUGGGAUGAGCAAUUAGAUCCUCGACUAAAUGCAAAACAGAAAGAAGCUGUCCUGGCCAUCACCACUCCUCUCUCCAUCCAGCUGCCGCCUGUUCUCAUCAUUGGACCCUACGGGACAGGCAAAACCUUCACCCUGGCUCAGGCCGUCAAGCACAUCUUGCAGCAGCAGGAGACCAGCAGGAUUCUCAUUUGCACCCAUUCUAAUAGUGCUGCUGACCUCUACAUAAAGGAUUAUUUACAUCCAUAUGUAGAAGCAGGCAAUCCCCAGGCAAGACCUCUCAGGGUGUAUUUCCGAAACCGCUGGGUGAAGACUGUCCACCCGGUUGUGCAUCAGUACUGUUUGAUCACAAGUGCACACUCCACCUUCCAGAUGCCCCAGAAGGAAGACAUCCUUAAACACCGAGUGGUGGUGGUCACACUGAAUACUUCCCAGUACCUCUGCCAGCUGGACCUUGAACCCGGGUUCUUUACGCACAUUCUGUUAGAUGAAGCUGCCCAGGCCAUGGAGUGUGAGACCAUUAUGCCUCUAGCCUUAGCAACUAAGAACACACGGAUUGUUUUGGCUGGUGAUCAUAUGCAGCUCAGUCCUUUUGUUUACAGCGAGUUUGCCAGGGAGAGAAACCUUCAUGUUUCAUUACUUGAUCGACUCUACGAGCAUUACCCUGCCGAGUUUCCAUGUAGGAUCCUCCUCUGUGAGAACUACCGCUCCCAUGAAGCUAUCAUCAACUAUACCUCUGAGCUUUUCUAUGAGGGUAAACUGAUGGCCAGUGGAAAGCAGCCAGCACACAAGGACUUCUACCCACUAACAUUUUUUACAGCACGAGGGGAAGAUGUACAAGAAAAAAAUAGCACAGCUUUUUAUAACAAUGCAGAGGUAUUUGAAGUCGUGGAACGUGUAGAGGAGCUAAGAAGGAAGUGGCCAGUAGCAUGGGGGAAGUUAGAUGACGGCAGUAUUGGUGUGGUGACUCCAUAUGCUGAUCAGGUGUUUAGGAUACGUGCUGAACUUCGGAAAAAGAGACUAUCUGAUGUGAAUGUAGAAAGGGUGCUAAAUGUUCAAGGAAAGCAAUUCAGAGUUCUGUUUCUUAGCACAGUGCGUACACGCCACACUUGCAAGCAUAAGCAGACGCCAAUUAAAAAGAAAGAGCAACUUCUGGAAGAUUCCACUGAGGACUUAGAUUAUGGUUUUUUAUCUAACUACAAACUUCUCAAUACUGCCAUCACAAGAGCACAGUCCUUGGUUGCUGUGGUGGGAGACCCAAUUGCUCUGUGCUCUGUCGGAAGGUGUAGGAAGUUUUGGGAGAGAUUUAUUGCCCUGUGUCAUGAAAAUCAUAGUCUACACGGGAUCACAUUUGAACAGAUCAAGGCCCAGCUAGAGGCUUUAGAACUCAAGAAGACAUAUGUAUUGAAUCCACUGGCUCCUGAAUUUAUCCCUCGGGCUUUACGACUGCAGCACUCAGGAAACAGCAGCAAACAGCAGCAGUCACCACCCAAGGGAAAAAGCCUUCAUCAUCCUCAGAGCGACCAUUUCCAGAAUGAUGGCAUUGUUCAACCCAAUCCUUCUGUACUUAUUGGCAAUCCUAUUAGAGCAUAUACUCCUCCACCCCCUCUUGGACCUCACCCAAGUUUGGGAAAAUCUCCAAGCCCCGUUCAAAGAAUAGAUCCUCACACUGGGACAAGUAUUCUUUAUGUACCUGCUGUCUAUGGAGGGAAUGUAGUCAUGUCGGUGCCUUUGCCUGUACCAUGGACAGGAUACCAGGGUAGGUUUGCAGUUGAUCCUCGGAUUAUUACACACCCAGCAGCGAUGGCCUACAAUAUGAACCUGUUACAUACGCAUGGACGUGGGUCACCGAUCCCUUAUGGCCUUGGACAUCACCCACCUGUCAACAUAGGGCAGCCGCAGAAUCAGCAUGUAGAGAAGGAUCAACAAGAGCAAAGUCGAAACGGUAAAACUGAUACAAGUAACCCUGGACCUGAAAUUAAUAAGAUCCGAACACCAGAGAAAAAGCCUACAGAGCUCAAACAGGUUGAUUUGGAAUCAAAUCCACAGAACAGAAGCCCUGAAUCUCGUCCCAGCGUUGUUUAUUCCAAUACCAAAUUUCCUCGAAAAGAUAAUCUCAACCCAAGACACAUAAAUCUUCCUCUUCCUGCACCACACACACAGUAUGCAAUCCCUACCCGCCAUUUUCAUCCACUUCCUCAGCUACCCAGACCACCAUUUCCUAUUCCUCAGCAGCAUACCUUGUUAAAUCAGCAACAGAAUAAUUUGCCUGACCAGCCAAAUCAGGUGGCACCCCAGCCAAAUCAGGUGGCACCCCAGCCAAAUCAGGUGGCACCUCAGCCAAAUCAGGUGGUCCAGCAGCAAAGCCAGGCACCUCCACAGGCCCCGCAGCCACCUCCUCAACUCUCUCCUGCAUUUCAGGCGGGGCCCACCAAUGCAUUUUUCAAUAAUGUAGUUGCUCACCGACCACAGUCUCCUCCAGCUGCAGAGGCUGUGGUUCCCGAGCAGCAGACAUCUCCCGUGCUUCCUGACGGUCACAGUCCACUGAGAGCCAUCACACAGCCUGGUCCCAUCCUAGCGUCACCUCUGAACAACUUUGUUGAUGAGAACUCCCCAGGAUUGCCUAUAGGAGAAGCUUUGGAUCGAGUACAUGGAAGUGUAGCUCUGGAGACACUGAGGCAGCAGCAGGCGCGGCUACAGCAGUGGAGUGAGCACCAUGCCUAUCUCAGCCAGGGCAGCAUUCCGUAUCCACACCAUCCCCAUCCUCACCUCCCGCAUCUUCCCCAGCCACCCAUUGGCCUCCACCAGCCACCAGUGAGGGCAGAGUGGAAACUGGCCAGCAGAGUUGACGAUGAAGUGGAGACAACGUUCUCGAGGUUUCAGGACUUACUCAGAGAGCUGUCUCAUCGUGAUCAAGGUGACACUCGAGAGCUAGCUGAAAUGCCACCGCCUCAAUCAAGACUUUUGCAAUACAGACAAGUUCAGACUAGAAGCCCACCAGCAGUCCCGUCUCCCCCUUCCAGCACAGACCGCAGUAGCCACUUUUCUAACUGUAACGACAACAGCAGAGACAUUGAAGUAGCCAACAGCCCAGCAUUCCCACAACGCCUCCCACCUCAGCUCUUCAGCUCCCCCUUUUCACUGCCAUCUGAACACCUUGCUCCACCUCCCCUGAAAUACCUGGCUCCUGAAGGAGCAUGGAAUUUUGCUAACUUGCAACAGAAUCACUUAAUAGGGCCGGGCUUUCCCUAUGGCCUACCUCCAUUGCCUCCCAGGCCACCACAGAACCCUUUUAUACACAUACAGAACCAUCAACACGCUAUUGGUCAAGAGCCAUUUCACCCACUGUCAUCUCGCACAGUAUCUUCUUCUUCGCUCCCCAGCCUAGAAGAGUAUGAGCCCAGAGGACCUGGUCGGCCCUUGUACCAAAGAAGAAUUUCAUCUAGCUCAGCCCAGCCUUGUGCGGAAGAGGCAAGUGCUCCCCAAGGCAGUCUGGCUCAGGGCAAAGAACUGCAGGACCACAGCCGCCCGUCUGCUCUCAGCUUCCCAGCCCCUGAGUCCUGGGCUAACACCACCUCGUCUACCCCCUACCAGAACAUUCCGUGCAAUGGACCCAGCAGGACUGCUCAGCCCAGAGAGUUGAUAGCGCCACCCAAGACUGUCAAACCCGUUGAGGAUCAGCUGAAGCCCGACAGCGCGGAGGUGUCCAGUUCCUUCAACUACACGGUGCUGCAGCACCUCGGCCAGUUCCCACCCCUUAUGCCCAACAAACAGAUCGCAGAGUCGGCCAACAGCAGCAGCCAGCAGAGCCCGGCAGGGAGCAAGCCCGCCAUGUCCUAUGCCAGUGCUCUGCGGGCCCCGCCCAAGCCCAGGCCACCACCCGAGCAGGCCAAGAAGGGCAGCGACCCACUGUCCCUGUUCCAGGAGCUCAGCCUGGGCAGCAGCCCGGGCAGCAACGGCUUCUACUCCUACUUCAAGUGACCGCGCUCUCAGAGUGUUCAGUUCCUAUUUGUUAGUAGAGUUGAGGUGGCAGGCUCCUCUGUGUGCAGCCCUCUGCCCAACGCUGACCGCGCUCUCAGACCCUUGCUGCUAGACCUGCGCCUAAGUUUAAAAGUAUAUCCUAUUAUUUUGCAUUUUUGAUGUGAGUCAGAACUUUGACAGCUUUUAUGUAGAAUAAAAAUAUUUUUAAAUUUGUGUAUUGUUACAUAUGUUUGCAUCAAGCUAGCAGCUAAGAGGUUAAUUGUGCAACUAUAAAAAAAGAAAAAGAAAAAAGUUUGUCUAAAAUGUAUUUAAAAAGAAAAAAAUGUUAAGUAGCAUUUACAUUUAUUCGAUAAUAUUACCAUACGCUGGGUUUCUGUACCAGAAAUGGCCAGUUGAUGUACAAAUGGAUGUUAUUUUUGCUUAAAUUCAUUUAAAAAUUUUUUUAAAUAAAGGGGCAGCAUCUUCUAAAUACUUUAUCAGUUUUUUUUUUUUUUUUUUUGUGACAGGAUGCUGCAUUCUAAAACUUUCAGAGUUUUAGACUAUCUGUGACAUGCUGUUCUCUCCAUCAGCGUAGGGUAGAGGUCAAGGCCUUCUUUACCCAUGUAUUCUAUAUGCCACUGGGUUUUGAAAUGUGAAAAAAAAAAAUAAAGCAAAAGAAAAAAAACCCACAAAAAAAAAAUAAAAAAAAAAACCCAAAACCUAGUGGCAUACUUAGUUUUGGUUUGGUUUGUUUUUUUGAGAAGCAACACUUUUAGUUUGUUUUUAAUGUUAAUUUGAUAGUGGUUUUUUUUUUUUUUUAACAAAUCAUGAAGCUGAAAAACUUUUAGGAUUGUUGGUGCUUAGUAGACUUGAUAACUGUUUUAAAACUGCGUGAAUUCAGUGAGACAAAACCUUCUCUCUCAUUCUGCAUGUGUGAUGUUUGUAGCCUGGCCUCUCCUCCAGGGCAGAAAGGACUGUGCCGACUAAAGGUUUGGCUUUCUUUUCCUCCAGUGAAAAUCUUGGUACCUUCUUUGAUGUUUACAUUAAGAUAUGACAUUACACAUGGUAAGUCUAAGAUAUUUCUAGUUGUUCUGUUUGAGGAAGAUCAUUAAAGGAAAAAGAAAGUUUGUCCAAAAAUCGAUCAAAUCUGGGGCAUGUUUCCUAUCUUUUGAUUCUUCUGAAGUUCCCCCUUGAACUCAUUAACAGCUGUCUGCAGUAGUCCCCAGCCUGACAGUUGUUUCGGGUGACGUUGAGAGGGAGGAAGAAGUUUCUGUCCUUCCCAUGUGUUCUUUAAUGCAUUUGAAGUAAUGAAUGUCAUUGUUUCUGACCCAGUAGCUCUAAUUUUGUAUUUCUGAGAUAUCUUGAGACUAAUAUAUAUAUAUAUAUAUAUAUUUCUUUUUAAUAUAUAUAUAUAUAUAUUUCUUUUUAAAUUAAGAUGAGCCCAGGGGAUAUUUCAGAAGAGCCCAACCUUCCUGGUGAUCAUUCAAGCAUAGUUUUCUGGAAGGUUAUUUUGAUAGAACAUUUUAAACUGGGUUGAAAGUGGCAAGGGGAAGGUAGAAUUACAUCUGUAUGACUAGGAGUUAGUCUAUGGCAGCCAUCUCCAGCCUCCUGGAACUCCCAGACACUGUGGGAUAAAAGGCGGCCUUGGAUAAGGACUAGCCAACUCCAGGAUCAAUGACGGCCACCUCUCUAAUUUAGUUCCCUCUUUGUGCUCGGGACUGAGCCAUUGCUACCUGGCUUCCUGUCUCAGACCGAGCACUCUUUUGAGGUGGCAGAUGUGGACCUACAAACUGGAGAUAUGUUAAUGGAUAUUACACAUCACAGCAGGGAAGUGGAGCUAGUGGGCCAGGGUACCACGCUCUGUGCGUGAUGUGACAUCCCCAUGUAUUUUGGGUGUGUUUUAGGUUAAACAAGACAGCUUUUGCCACAGGACUGGUUUUCUAACUCUGUGCCCAAACAAGAAGUAGGACUCCCCCAUGAUGAGGCUGUCCGUCCCAUCGUGACAGCCCUGCCCGCACACAUGCAGACCCACAGGACAGCAGCACACGCUGGGCAAGUGCUCAGAGCCGUUUUGCUAAUCCAGAUGGAACUAUGCUGUCAACUCCGGUUCACCUCUUGUCAGCGGAAUAUUGCCUAGUUUUCUUUUCUCAUACUUGAACCUCUAAAACAAUAUCAGUUUUUAAAUUAUUUAUAUUUAGCUAAAGUCACCUGUGCUGUGUGUGCCCUAUCAUCUUAUAGAGAAACACUGAUGGUGGGAUGCCUGGAUGAGGAACCCAUCAGAUUGCAGUGACAUUCUCCAAGUGGUUAUUUCUAAGAAAUGACACUAGCUACUCCCUAGGUGACUGUCUGAGUGUUCCCAUCUCUUCCUUUUUCUGCAGCAGGUAGAGGAUUUGUUUCUGUGUUUUCAUGUUCUGCAUACAGUGCGUGUUUGAACCCAGCUCCCUCCUGUCUUCCUGUCUGGACUCAAAGGAGCCUAUCACUUAAGCCCAGCAUCUUGUAACAGUCUUCAGCAGUCUCAUCAGAACCGUUGUGAGGUCUUACUGCUGCUCUUGGCUGUUACUUGGGUAUUUUGGCAGGGUUAGUUAGUGUCAUGAUAUAGCUUCUUUCACUCAUUAGAUUCAACCUUAGAGCUCAGAUGGAGCACACAUACAUACGUGUGUGUGUGUUGUGUAUAUAUAUAUAUGUUUGUUUACAUACAUAAGCACACCUUUUUUUUUUAAAGAAAACUUGAUAGCUCUGUGAUGCUCUUCUGGGUGGAUUUCUUCUGAGGUCAUUUUAUGAUUUCUUUCAUUUCUUUGUUUUUUUUAUCAGUGGAGUUUUGUUGUCCUUGCCAGUACUGUUUUUACAGUACACCACAACUUGAGAUAUUUCUUUUCCCUCCUCCCUCUUUUCCUCCCUCCCUCCUUUCCUUCAUCUUUUUCUUUCUUUCUCUUUUAGGUGAUAAUUCAUGCUAAGUUUGGUCCCCCUUUCCCUCUUGAUCUAAAAAUGGAUUCCUGUUGAAGUCUGACCAGCCUCAUUCCUGUAUCAUGGAUAUUUUCUGGUGUGUUUUCUUCAAAGAAGCCCAUUCUAGCUCUGCCAUUGCUAAUCAUAACAUCUUGUCUUGAUCAGUCCGUGGUUAAUUACUGACCAUUCAGACUAACGACCUCAGUCUUCCUGGCCUCACACAGACAUGCUUUCUGUGUGGGCCGCCUUGCGUGCGGAACGCAUCCAACUGCCUGGUGUGGGUUAUUUUUGUAUCAUUUCGUUCUAAUCAAGAUUCUAGGAUGAGUUCAGGUUUGGUCUGAGCGUCAACUGAUCUUUUCUGUUCAGAGAACUGCAGGGUAAGUAAGUUAAGCAGAAAUCUUGUGGAAUAAGCAUUACCCAAUUAAACACAGCUGUCUCUUGAGCCUAUUUAGGGAAGAGGGUUCCUUGUUUCCGAAGGCACUGCAGUCCUGAAGAAGCUAACUGGCUUUAACCUCGAGCUCAUAUGUUGUGUUGUAUUGCCCUAGUGUAGCCGAUGGUUCUGUUGGAUCGGUUUCAUUCCGAGAGCACAACUGAAAACCUAAAAGAACGUAUCUCUAACCACUGUGACUAAGGGGCAGGGUGUGUAAACAAUUGUAGGUUAAAUCUGAGUAUUUCAACUAUUGUCAUGGAAUAAGUUAGAUGUCCUUAAAUAGUUGACUUUUAGGAGGUGCCCAUGUGUGAAAGAUGCCAUGCGUGAAAUCAUUGCAUAGUGGAGAGUUUUGUUAAUAGAAAAAUUCUAUAAAAAUGAAAGAUUCAAACUUCCCAUCUAGUAAAACAUAUACAUUACUGCUUUCAAAUCUUACUAGACUAUUCAUCCUUCCCCGCCCACCUUUCCCACUUCCUCAGAGUUCAGCUUGCCUUUUCGCCGUAAGUCGACAAUGUUUUUCUUGCCUUCCCUUCUGCAUAUGGAAACCGUGCUUCUACCAGAAGCAAAAAAAAAAAAAAAAAAACCCAUACAGGUACACAUGUCUUGGUAGCUCUGGCUUGUCUUCUGAUCGCCGUUCAGACUGCCUAGAAAAGAGAACGGUGCGUUGGCCACUUCCUGUUCCGAAGAUCACUUAGUAUGUCCCCCAUCAUCGUGUGCCCAGACAGAGCUCACAUCACGUCGGUCUGCAGGGCGCUCACAUUCCCUUUGACAAGGCUGCUAGAUUCACACUUGCCAGCUUGAUCCCUGUUUAAUAUGCAAUCCCAAGACCGCUGAAGGGGGGGGAUCUUCACUAGAAUUUAAUGUCCUACUAUGAUAUCAGAAAAGUGGCAUUAUGUCAUUGACUCUAAGCUAGAAUAUCAGGUUGAACCAUUUUUUUUUUUUAAAGUUUUAGUGUAACAUUCAGACACUCGAACCUACUAAAAAUACUCUACUGCUUUGGAGUGAUCUUUAAAGAAGGCCUCAUCGAAAGGGAGGUACCGAGUAGAAUCUAGACGUAGGCUUGAGAGCCACGGUUAAAUCCCAGCCCAUUUCUACAGUGGGAGCCUACAGCUUUCUGAAGUGAGUUUCAAGAAGUAGCCCAUGUGUCUUGUCGUUUCAGUCAUGAGCGUGGUAGACCAGACUUUACUUGCAAUUUGUUCAACAGAGAGAUUUUAUUUUGAUACAAAUAUUAAACAUAAAGCAUAGUAAGUUUUAUAUAAUUCUAUGAGUUCAUUAAACAAUAUUGAGAUUUUUCAGUAUGUUUUAGGGGGUCUUUUUGGCUAUUUCUACCUCAUAUGAGGUCUGUACUUUAUUUAGCAUACUAGCAUGUGGUUGCCUGCCUUAGAAUGAUGUAUGGGAGGGGAAAUCAAUAUUACCUUCUAAGAAAUUUUGAUUUUUAUGGAAUAUUGUUUUAGUAUUUUAAUGUUUGAAAGUAAGGGGGAAAGGGUGGCAAAUUACAUAUAGUGAUAGCUAUUUACAAAUCUGUCAUAUUUUAAGAUUGUGAAAUUGUGAGCAAGAUAGAGCAAAAAAGAAAAAGAAAGUGAUUGUGAAACUGAAUGGCCUCAGCUUCCCCUGGACGGGUUGUUGACGUACAGAAGACCCCUGUCCCCACCCCCACCAGGGGGCCCACCACAGCUGUCCAGGGACCCCACUGGUCUAGAGAAAGUUGGAGCAUUUUCCAUUUCUUUACUCUUGGGUCACUUUAAUAAUUCUGAUCCCAUAAGUGGCCCAUUCAUGGAAAAAGCUCUCUCUACCUUUGGGGUCUCUGCCACUUCUCAUUAGGGUGCAGGGGCUUUCAUGUCUAGGGUGAGUUUGUCAUUAGGGGCGGAGCUGCCGGGCUGUUACCUGGAAGCUGUGCGUUUGUGGGAAGAAGCCAUCGGGUGCCCCGAGAGGGCAUUCGCACUUCUCGAGGCUCUCAGUGCAGGAGUCCCUGUCCGAGGGUGGCAGUGACGAGCAUCAGAAACAUAGUCCCCGAAUAAUGGAGUCUAGAGCUUUUAAUCCUUCUUCUCUGGUAUGUGUGUUGGGGGCUAGGGCAAAGAAUUUACUUUCAUAUUAUAUGUUUCUCAGGUUAACCAAGUUAUUUGGGCUCUCUGCCAUGCCAGCAGUGGUAGGGAGAACAUGGGUAUUGUAUAUGGCGGAGAAAAAGCAAUUGUUUCUGAUUCCCUUGCUACCUUGAAGAACUCUGUAUGUUUGCGGAAGAGUUGAGGGGAGCACACCACCUCCACAGCAUGAGUGGCCCCUAAGUCAUAGCAGACAUGGGUGGGCAAGUUACUGUUGAGAAAGAAACUGCCUACAACAGAAUAAACCUGACAGGUCUUUGGAUAUUUUCACAUUUGUGUGUUGUGUUUAACAUUCAGCCUGGGCUGCAGCUCUGCGGGUAUUGGGCUCUGCUUCUCUUUUUUCGUUUGGCUUUGAAUUUACUGUUACUAGCAAGAAAACAAAUCUAUGUUUAAGGUAAUAGAGUGUAGAAAGGCAUAGGUGUAGAGGUAUAAUCCACAGUGGCCAUCCUAGAAUGCAGUUUUAGAAUUCUUAGCCCCCAGUACUUACUCCCUGAGAGGUCCGGAAGCUUUAGCUGCAGAUUGCUGGCGUGCCCAGCACAGCUUCCUCUAUGCACUCCCAGCUUAUGAGGGAUUUUGGUUUAUUUGCGAUUUGUCUUGCAUGAUACCACUUUGUAUCUUUCAGGAGGUCCAGGUUAAAGUCCCAGAGCGUCAGUUAUAGCUGAGACUGUUUCUCAGUAACACCCCUUCCCACACACACAGAGGAAGGGUCCUGCUCCUAUAAAUCCGUCUUUAAGACAUUAUAUACAUCAAGUACUGUAUUUGGUCUCUGUGCCAGCCAUCUGACCCAAUUCUUUGAAAACCAUAAAGGUAACAGUUAUAUGUAACGCUAGCAUCCCUGGUGAAUAGAGUGGUUCAGAUACUUUCUCUAAAUUAUAAAGCUAAUAGGGUUUGCAUUUUAGUAAAGAGUCCUAAUCGUUAGUGACACAGGGUCUUUCUAAUGUUUUUUAAAAACUACAAUUCUCUAAAUGUGGCCAGCGGUGGAUAGAGUCAUGUAGUAGACUCAUUCUGGGUCUUCUCCUGGGAAAACCUCUGUGAGGGAGGCCACGUAAAAAGCGCCCUGGUCCAUGUCUCUUGCAAGCACCACUUAUGCAGCAUCUGAUUACGCAUAAUCUCUGGCAAAAGUAAUAACAAUGACUACGUUCCGUUGCGGUCUAUCAUACCUCAUGUGGGAGGCCCUAAUACCUAAAGAGUUUAUUCUUAAAAGUUAAGAUGAUUUUGUAUCAUAGAGAACCCCAAAGCUGUCCUCCGAGGCUUUUCUUUUCUCCUCUCUUUGUCUUUCCUAACUUGGUUUUUGGAAUCCCUUUAGCUUAUGCUACUUCCUUAGGACAUGUUUUGAGCCCAGGAGUCUAUGGUGUGAUCAUUGUCAGUGAAGUUCUUUUGUUUUAAAAGAUUCAUGGUAACACAAAAUGUAUUUUACUGCUACAACUAAAAUGUAUUUAUAAUAAAAUGCCUUUUUAAUAA
Molecule: messenger RNA, 12764 nt
Organism: Alexandromys fortis (reed vole)
Lineage: Eukaryota; Metazoa; Chordata; Mammalia; Rodentia; Cricetidae
Gene: Helz
Product: helicase with zinc finger
Exons: 30
Coding region: 144-5855 (1903 amino acids)
Biological process (GO): regulatory ncRNA-mediated post-transcriptional gene silencing
Cellular component (GO): P granule; cytosol
Molecular function (GO): ATP binding; DNA binding; hydrolase activity
Source: RefSeq, a predicted model, not a curated record